Pogona vitticeps (central bearded dragon) is the source of this 6020-nucleotide messenger RNA. It is a transcript of the gene RGS6, whose product is annotated as regulator of G protein signaling 6. Gene Ontology annotation, cellular component: cytoplasm; neuron projection. The record is from RefSeq and is a predicted model, not a curated record. NCBI's taxonomy places the organism in Eukaryota, Metazoa, Chordata, Lepidosauria, Squamata, Agamidae. Gene Ontology annotation, molecular function: GTPase activator activity. Gene Ontology annotation, biological process: positive regulation of GTPase activity; regulation of G protein-coupled receptor signaling pathway; intracellular signal transduction.
GAUUUGCGAAAUUAAUUUGCAUGACGGGGAGUUGGAAACGAGGGAGCUUUUCUGGAGAGCCUUGCGUGAGAAGAGAACUGUUCAUCAUGGCCCAGGGAUCAUCCAGUGACAUGGAAGCUGCUGAUCAAGAAGAGAGCUCCCCAAACAUGAUUGUUUACAGAAAGAUAGAAGAUAUCAUUACAAAAAUGCAGGAUGACAAAGCAGGUGGAGUGCCUAUCCGAACAGUCAAAAGCUUUCUCUCAAAAAUCCCGAGUGUUGUCACAGGGAGUGACAUAGUGCAGUGGCUCAUGAAGAAUCUCAACAUUGAAGAUCCAGCUGAAGCAAUACACAUGGGGAGUCUUAUCGCAGCCCAGGGAUAUAUUUUCCCAAUCUCAGAUCAUGUACUGACUUUGAAGGAUGAUGGGACCUUCUAUCGUUUUCAGGCUCCAUAUUUUUGGCCUUCAAAUUGUUGGGAACCGGAAAACACAGAUUAUGCCAUCUAUCUCUGCAAGAGGACCAUGCAAAACAAAGCUAGGCUGGAGUUGGCAGAUUAUGAAGCCGAGAACUUAGCAAGACUUCAGAGAGCUUUUGCAAGGAAGUGGGAAUUCAUUUUUAUGCAAGCUGAAGCACAAGUAAAAAUCGACAGAAAAAAAGAUAAAACAGAAAGGAAAAUUUUGGAUAGCCAAGAAAGAGCCUUCUGGGAUGUCCAUCGGCCAGUGCCAGGCUGUGUGAACACAACAGAAAUGGACAUCAGAAAGUGUCGGCGUAUGAAAAAUCCACAGAGGGUCAAAAAGUCUGUCUACGGUGUUACAGAAGACAGUCAGUCCCAAAGCCCUGUACAUAUGCCCUCCCAACCAGUCCGAAAAACAACAAAAGAUGAUGUCCGGAAACAAAUAUCAUUUCUGAAUGUGCAGAUAGACAGACACUGUUUAAAAAUGUCUAAAGUAGCAGAAAGUUUAAUUACUUACUCAGAUCAGUACAUUGAUUAUGAUCCUUUUAUAACUCCUGCUGAACCUUCCAAUCCCUGGAUGAGUGAUGACACUGUGUUUUGGGACUUAGAAAUAAGCAAAGAACCUUCUCAACAUCGAGUGAAAAGGUGGGGCUUUUCUAUAGAUGAAAUAUUGAAAGAUCCAGUGGGACGGGAACAGUUUCUUCGGUUUUUGGAAUCCGAAUUCAGUUCUGAAAACCUCAGGUUCUGGUUGGCAGUCCAAGACCUCAAGAAACAGCCUUUGCAAGAUGUAGCGCCCAGAGUGGAAGAGAUCUGGCAAGAGUUCCUGGCCCCUGGGGCCCAGAGUGCCAUCAACCUGGAUUCUCACAGCUAUGAGAUAACAAGCCAAAAUGUCAAAGACCCAGGGAGGUACACAUAUGAGGAUGCACAGGAACAUAUUUACAAGCUGAUGAAGAGUGACAGCUAUGCACGUUUUCUCCGGUCUAAUGCUUACCAAGACUUGUUGAUGGCAAAGAAGAAGCCCGUGAAUGAGCAAGGUCGUAGAACUUCUCUAGAAAAGUUCACACACAGUGUGGGGAAGUCACUGGCAGGCAAGCGCCUCACAGGCUUGAUGCAAUCUUCUUGACAGCGUGGUCUCCGGCAAGCAGUUGCUGACAUCUCCGAAGGACAGCUGCACUCGACCUCUUCCACCUCCACCUCCUCCUCCUCCUCCUCCUUUGCGAAGGAAAUAUCAUUUGGGGGCAAAAUGGGUCGUUGUGUGUUAUGUGGGUGUACGAAUGCAAGAGCACGGAGACAAGGUCGGAAGCACAGGGUCAGAGAAGGGAAGGCGAGAUGGAGGGUCUGGCCCUCUGGAGGUUCCUCUUUUCAUAGUUUACAUCAACACUUUUCUUACUUGUACAGCUUUGUAAUGGCACUGAGUACUAUGAAAAGAAUACUCUGUUUCUCCUUUGACUUGUUGUGUAUAGGAUUCUUGCAGAAUCCAAGAUGGGCUGUAAGUAUUACUUAAUGUUGGCGUCCUAAGGGAAAUCUAGGUCAAGAACUGCUGGUUGAGAUCAGUAUUCAUAAUGCAGGCACUUUCUCAUAUUCCUAGUUGCUGCCGCUGCUACUGCUGCUGCAUGUCAACAGACACCAGUGUCCAUCUUCCACUUCUCUCACUCGUACUGGCUGGCCUUUCUUCUGCCUAGCUAUGAUUAAUGGGGAACGGAUUCGACAGUAACACCUAAGAUUUGGCAUCCUUCCCAAAACCUGGAAAGUCCCUUCUAUAUGAAAGAAUAGCAUAUCUUUUUUUAAAAAAAAAAUGGUACCAUGCUAGAUCAGAAAUGCAGAAGUAUGUCAGGAAGGAAGGCUCAAGGUGAUGGGAGAAAGCAUUCAAAAUAUCGUAGAGAACUCCUAUGGAUACUGCUACACAUGCCCCACUGAUCCCUUUUGUUGCAGCAUCUAAGGGGCCAAUAAAAUAAUCUAACACUUCUUACAGUAGAGAGAGAAGAGGAAAAUUCCUACCAUGAUGAGAUAAUUGGCAUAAUUUCCUUCACUUUUUGAAAACUGUUCUCAAAUAUACUUUGCUUUUUCCUAAUCAUCCAUUGUCAGUAAUAUUUGUCAAAGAAGAAAGUAUGUUGGAAGCUUCAGUGGAAGGGACCAACCCAGCAGCUAAGUCACCUAAGGAUCUGGUCCAUAGAGGCACACAUUUAAGCUGCCUGGUCUCAGUAGAGUUGCUUUGCAUCUAAUCGUCAUCACCAUCACCAUGCGCCGUCAAUUCUGAUUUAUAGUGACCCCUUUCAGGGCUUUCCAGGUACAGUGUGCUCAGAAGUGGUUUAGCAUUCCCUUCUUCUGGGGUUACCCCAGGACUCUGAAGCUUGCCCAGGGUUGCAUAGGCUGCCUUUACUCGGAAGAGGCACAAUGGGGAAUUGAACUCCCAAACUCUGGCUCCUCAGCUAGAUAACCUAAACUGCUGAGCUAUCCAUGUGCACAUGUUAAAAAAAUUGGCCCUGCUUAUCAGGUAAUAUUGUGAAAAUGCUGCACUAGAGUUGCACACUAUCUGUGUUGCCCAACCAUGUAUGGUGGCCUCAGCUGGGCAAGUGUUUGGCUGUCCCUCUCCCUGCUUACAGCUCCAGGAAAACAGUAGGCACAGAAGGCUACUAGGCUUCUCACUCAGAAGGCAGGUGCCGUCCACGGCUGUUCGGGGUGGGCUGCCUUCAGCUAGUUGUUUGACAAAUUGCACAGGUUAGCUUUAUACACACGCAAAAGUUAGGAAACAUCACCACAUUUGAAAAGUGACACUGAGUUAGGGGAGGAGGGUUUUGCUUUCUUAUGUGUUUGCACCUUUUUCAUAUUCCUUUUCUCAUUAUAGUUAUGCCACAGUUAAGUCAAACAGAGUAAACUGAAUCGAUUGAAAAAUGGAGGUAUUUCCUGCUCUUCAUAACACAGGAAGUUGAGAUGAGAGGUAUUUUGUGCUGGCAAAAUCUCUGUGGGGCUCUUUGAGAUACAGUUGUCUCGGAAUGAAUUGGCUGGCUGAGAGAGGAGAAAAAGGAAACACCCAAACAUUUUAAAAGAGUCUAAAAAGAUUUGGUAGCAUGAUUUCUUCUGUAAUGUCAUGAUAGCUGAGAAACCUUUUCCACAACAUGGCAAUAAAAUGAGGUUUGGCUGAAACUUUGUCUGCUAGCUCAGCGAGGAGGGGGACAUAAUCCCAGUGCUUCCUCAAAAUUGUUUUUCCAGCGGUAAGAACUAAGAAAUGGGAACAUAGCACAGAAAGAACUGGUGGUGGUGAUAAAGAGUUCGUUGCUUGCAACACCAAAAGAUUUUGUAGUAAAACUAGCCAUCUGGCAACAAGGACAAAGUAGUCUGUUCCAGAGCAUAAAAAGCUUCAUUGUCCAGAUUACAACUCCUAGCAAUCCCAAAUCUGGGGCAUUAUGGGAGUUGUAGUCCAAAAAAAGUGGAAGUUUUCACAUUCUACUCUAUUAUUUGCUAUCAUGAUGAUGGACCUGCCCUUCCUUGGCUGGCACUCUUUAAAGGAGUUGACUGCACUGACUGGGAACGAUGGGAGUAGCAUGCCAGCACAUUGGAAGGGUACCAAGACUACAGGGAGACAAGCAUAAAUAAAAGAAGUUCAGUUUCCCAAAAGUAAUUUACCGUCAUUGAAAUGGAUUAACCAAUGCUGAUAUGUUUGUAUUUAAGAGAGUUGACCUUUUUCGGAUGAUAUAUACAGAAAAGGAGGUCUCGCUUGAAUUGUACACGCAGCUUCUUCUGCCUUAAAAAUUACAGGGGAACACUUUUAGCAAUGUCUGUGUCAUGGAAGGACUAAUCUUCCUUGUCCAACACUCUGUGUAACUCUGUUCUGCCAUCAUUGUCUUGUACAACAGGACAAAGUCAAUAAUUUUCUCUCAGAUGCCGAGUAGGAUUUCUCAAUCCCCUCUCCUUAGAACUAAUUGGGGAAAAUUAGUGCUGUGCUUUAUAGAUAUCCAAAAUAGGUGCUUCCCACAUGACAGAGGAACAACGGGAAGUCUUUAGACAGAUAUGUCCCUGGAAGUCAAGACAAUAUGCAUGGGGUUCCCAACUAGCCAAUGAGCAGAUGUAAGUAGCUACUUCACAUGCCCAAAAACUGCCAUCCGACCGGUGUCCUAUUUUGCUCUUCUUGGCUAGCGCAGUAUAGACUGUCAAGCUUUGCUAUGCCUACUGUUACUGGCCAAUGUCUGCUGUUGUGCUUUAUGGGCAAAUCCUGCAAUUAUUUGAUCUAUUAAUGUGAAAUAACAAAGUUUUCUAUGGUAUGUUCACAAGCUCUGGCCACCAAAGUUGGUGAUAGGAAAAUUGUGACUGUACACACUCACAAAGAGUGGGUUUCAAAGGGGCCAGGCAAUGUUCCAGCAGAACUCAAGGCAAGCCCUGCGUAGCAUUCUCCUACUCACAAGUAGGACUAAAAGGGAAACAGGCACAUAAUUCUGCACAUAGCGCCCCCCACAGACAUCAGGUAUCUCUGUGUCUCCCCAACACCAUUGCAUAAAGGACCACAGAGAACUUUGUAACUGUGUUUAAAUGGACUUUCAGACCUCUGGAGAUCAGGUCUGCCAUCCACAGGAGCUCUGUGGUCAUUGUGAACCACAGGCUGUUACAGAGUACUGAACAGACCUUCGUGUUUCAUGUGUGAAGAUGUAGCAUACUUCCAAGGAUAUUGGAUAUGGGGGGAAAGGGCUUCCACGCAUUAGCAUGUUCCCACUUCCACUGUUAGGCAAGCUAUGAGAGUAUUCUUCUAAAACUAUGCAAGAUAGGAAGGAUAGUAAACAGCCCUAUUCUUCAGCUAAAUGGAGCAAAGCCUUUAAUGUGGAAGUGUGUUCAGGUUUGUGUUUUCAGAGUGCAACUCCCAGAAUUCCCCAGGCAGGCUAGCCGUUCUGCCUCAUGAAUUAUGGGAGUAGUAGUUCCAAAGAACCCCACUAAUGCCAAGUACUGUAGUUCUGCUUUCUCAAAAUGAAUUUGCAAAUAUGUUUCCUUGGUCCCAUCUGUACUCUAUACAAAGUGGUCUGAGGGCUACAUUAUAGCAUUCAGUAAAGCAAUGCUUUUGUGGUGAAUCAUUUGUAGAAACCACCAAGCAGUAGCUGUCAAUCAGAAAGUUUUGAUAUAAAAAAAAAAGAUUAAUGUUCUACUGUGUUUGCAUUAAAGGCCACUUGCCAAUAAAUGUAGCCUAGAUGAAUUUGGGGGUCCCCCGCUAAGGCAGAACAUCUGCUGGAACCUAGCAAAAGCUAAUGAAUCUAAUUAAAAUGGUGGGAUAUUUAAUUGGCAUAACAUUCCGUCUAAAGCAAAAGUCACAAUGAAUUGGUCCAUUGAUUUGUCCAGUGGGGGAGCAGCAUUCAUAACAUAGGCCCAGCCCUGCCAUUAGGCAAAGUGAGGUGUUCUUUCAGGGGGCAAGAUGCUGAGGCUUGGAUAACAGUGGGAGAGUUUGGAGGGCAAAGUUGUGUGUGUCACAUGGCCAGCCCUACCUGCAUUACCUGUCUUGUCUUUAGGUGCAGUGGAGCACAUGGUCCUCCCACCAUUGUUGGAACGUAGACUUAACUACCAAUCUCAUCAGCUUCUGUUCAUGGAUGAGGGUGCCCUUUUGCCUUAGCAA